AUGGAGGCCGUUAAGAAGGGAAAGUCCAUGGUGGACAACACAGCUGGCAGCGAUUCGGACGAAGAUGGAAACCAAGUGCUCGAGGAGAGCCCAUGUGGCCGGUGGCAGAAGCGACGAGAAAAGGUGAGCCAGAGAGACGUACCGGGCAUCGACGCGGCGUAUUUGGCCAUGGACACGGAGCUCGGCGUUGAGGUCGUAUGGAACGAGGUGGAGUUUUCCGAGAGGAAGUUGUGUAGCGCUGAAGAGGAUAAAAUUCGUAAGGUGUUUGAUCGGUUGAUGCAGCUGAACCACCCAAAUCUGAUCACGCUGCACAAAUACUGGAUCGACACAAAAUCGGACAAUCCGAGGGUUAUCUUCAUCACAGAAUAUAUGUCGUGUGGUUCGAUGUUCCAGUUUCUUAAGGUGACUCGUAAAGGCAACAAAGCCCUGAAUAUCAAGUCAUGGAAAAAGUGGUGUACGCAGAUUCUGUGGGCCCUGGAAUAUCUCCAUUCCUGCGACUCACCGGUUAUUCACUGCAACCUGUCGUGCAACACCAUAUUCAUACAACAUAAUGGCUUGAUCAAAAUCGGAUGUGGUAUGUGUUCUGUGCACCCGCCAUCUGUUUAA
Messenger RNA from Soboliphyme baturini, 606 nucleotides. The record is from the annotation of a GenBank genome assembly. NCBI's taxonomy places the organism in Eukaryota, Metazoa, Nematoda, Enoplea, Dioctophymatida, Soboliphymatidae.